Molecule: messenger RNA, 2779 nt
Organism: Seriola aureovittata
Lineage: Eukaryota; Metazoa; Chordata; Actinopteri; Carangiformes; Carangidae
Gene: bmp7b
Product: bone morphogenetic protein 7b
Exons: 7
Coding region: 301-1584 (427 amino acids)
Biological process (GO): SMAD protein signal transduction
Cellular component (GO): extracellular region
Molecular function (GO): cytokine activity; growth factor activity
Source: RefSeq, a predicted model, not a curated record
AAACGCGUCUGCUCGCAGCUUCCACUCUGCAGUUUGCAGGCUGCACUACAGUUGAUAGCUGUGGACCUCAGUUUGUGGAUGAGGAAAGAGGGUCCACGCGAACAGAAUCUGUCCGGAAAACCAAUCAAUAAAAGGACUUAAAGUUAAAUUGAUGUUUCAUCUUGGAGUACUUCCCUCAACAUGAGGGUCGGUCACUAAUUUUGGAUAUUGAACACUGGCUGCCUGUUGCUAAAAGUUCAAUAUCCAUUUCCCCGAGUUUUCGGCGAGCAGAACUGGGCGCAAUUACGCACGGCAAGUACCAUGGCACCGAUUUUGGAUCGACGUGCUCCGGCUCUGCUCUUGGUUUGGAGCUACUGCGUCCUGGCGGAUACCGCCUUUACGAACUUUACUUUGGACAACGAGUUCCACUCCAGUUUCAUCCACCGUCGGCUGAAGAGCCAGGAGCGCAGAGAGAUGCAGCGGGAGAUCCUGUCGAUCCUGGGGCUGCCGCACCGGCCGCGACCCCACCUCCACGGAAAGCACAACGCUGCCCCGAUGUUUAUGUUGGACCUGUACAACGCCAUGUCCACAGAGGGGGACGAGGACAGAUACUCCUACCCUUACAAGCCUGUCUUCACCACCCAGGGGCCCCCGAUAGCCAGCCUGCAAGACAACAACUUCUUGAACGAUGCAGACAUGGUCAUGAGCUUUGUCAAUUUAGUGGAGCACGACAAGGAGUUCCUGCCAGUGCGUCGGCAUCAUAGAGAGUUCAGAUUCGACUUAUCACGGAUCCCAGAGGGUGAGGCGGUCACUGCUGCUGAGUUUCGUAUAUAUAAAGACUUCAUCCACGAACGUUAUGACAAUGAGACCUUCCGCAUCAGCGUCUACCAGGUGUUGGAGGAACACUCUGAUAGGGAGUCGGAUCUGUUCCUGCUGGACUCUCGGGUGAUCUGGGCAGCAGAGGAGGGCUGGUUGGUGUUUGAUGUGACAGCCACCAGUAACCACUGGGUCCUGAACCCUGGCAGGAACCUGGGGCUACAGCUGGCCCUGGAAAGCACCAAUGGAGAGAGUAUCAAUCCUCGUGUGGCUGGCCUGAUUGGUCGCAGUGGGCCUCAGAAUAAACAGCCCUUCAUGGUGGCCUUCUUCAAAGCCACUGAGGUGCACCUGCGAAGCAUCCGCUCAGCACCGGCGGGGACCAAACAGCGUAACCCCAACCGCUCCAAAGGGGCAAAGAGCCAAGAGGCACUCAGAGUGGCCAAUGUUGCAGAAAACAGCAGUACUGAUCAGAAACAGGCCUGUAAGAAGCACGAGCUCUACGUCAGUUUCAGAGACUUGGGGUGGCAGGACUGGAUCAUCGCUCCAGAGGGCUACGCAGCGUACUAUUGCGAAGGAGAGUGUGCCUUCCCACUGAACUCCUACAUGAAUGCCACAAACCAUGCCAUUGUGCAAACCCUCGUUCACUUCAUUAACCCAGAGACAGUUCCGAAGCCUUGUUGUGCGCCCACGCAGCUUCAUGCCAUCUCAGUGCUCUACUUUGAUGACAGCUCCAACGUCAUCCUCAAGAAAUACCGCAACAUGGUGGUCAGAGCUUGUGGCUGCCACUAGACUCUAUCUAGCAUCUUAACAUAGACACACACACACAAACACACACACACACACACAUACACACACACACACACACACGCACACGCACACACAAAUGCACACAGCCCAUGAGUAGCGAGGGCUUCCCCUUGCUGUCACUUGACGCGAUGAGAAUGGAUCAGAAAACAAAGUACGUGCACAUGCAUUUGAUGAACGUUCUGAAAGUUCAACAUGGUUUCCUGUGUCUCAUUUUCAAGGUUGCCCUGAAGUAAACAUGUUGUUGUGUGGGUGAAAAAGAAUUUCAAUCAAUUUUAGAUUCUUACCACAAGUACGCACGCACGCGUACGCACGCACGCACGCGCGCGCGCACACACACAUGCACAAACAAACACAAACACGCACACACACACUCACGUUUGUGCUUUCUACUGUGUAUACAAGACAUUUAAAGCAGUGAUUGUACUGUAUAUUCAUUCACAGUCAACAAUCUUUUGUUUAUUUCAAUAAUUGUUAUUGUAGUUCAUUCUUUUACUGUAGAUUUUAUUAUAUAUAUAUUUUUAUGACUGAGAGACCCAGAUGGAAGUUCUGAAUUUCUUCUAUGUACAAUACUGUGUAAAUAAUUUUUUUCAAACAAAGCAAGAAGUGUAUUUAUUUCCUGGAAUGUCACUCAAUGUUUUUUUUUGUUUUUUUUUUCUCCUGUAUGUAAUGCUGCCUGUUUUCUUUCACAUGAUAGUACACACACAAACUCUGAGGAAAUGAAAACACACUUGACAGAAAACUACUUUGACAUGGGCGUUGAGGUCAAACUCGACGCGCCUCUCUCUGCCUCACGUGUACAUGUACGCUACACACAGACGACGGGAGGCAAUUUAUGACAACUUGGACCUAUGGAAAUGUCUUCAUAUUUCAUCAGUCGAAGCUGUUACAUAAACCUGACGAACAUUUUUAUAACAACAAUCACCUGAACUGUCAGAGAGAGAGAGAGAGAGAGAGGAGGGAAGUUUAUACAAAGCAUCUUGCUCUGUGUGCAAAACAUUUUCAGGUUUAUAUUCCUCUGCUGUAAUACAAUCUGUCAUAUUUAAUAGGUCUAUUUAUUGAGAGCUGCCUAAGCUGUUUCUACAUUGUGCUCCGAUGUUUCAACCAUGUUUUACUGCUGAACUGGUACAACAAUAAACUGGGAGAAAGCAAUAAAACCACCCCAAGGUGUGUUGUUUCA